AUGAGCCAGGCACCACUGUUAUCGAAACCGUUGCCAGGCGAGGUGCUACUCCUAUACCUUUCGGUAUCCAACACUGCCGUUAGCUCAGUAUUGAUAAGGAAGCCAGAGAAGGCGGAGCUACCGAUCUUUUAUGUCAGCAAGGCGCUCCAGAGCGCAGAGCUUCGGUACCCACCCUUGGAGCAACUAGCACUGGCCCUGGUCGUCUCGGCACGAAGACUUCGCCCCUACUUCCAGGCCCACGAAAUUACUGUUCUGACGAACCAGCCUCUUCGGCAGCUUGACAAAGCCAAAGGAAUCUGGCCGGAAAAACUUCCGGAAGCGCUAUGGGCCAUCCGGACAUCCUACCGAACCGCAACUGGGGAAACACCAUUCUCUAUGGCUUUCGGUUCGGAGGCAGUAGUCCCAGUAGAAAUUGGAGAGCCCUCCUACCGAACGGAAACCUUCGCACCGAAGGCAAAUGAGGAAGCACUCGCUUUGAGCCUCGAUCUGCUCGAAGAACGCCGAGCACGAGCCAACCUUCGGAACGAAGCUUACAAGCAACGCGUCUCUCGGUACUAUGUCUCCAGGGUCAGAUCCCGCUCUUUCCGAAUCGGAGAUUGGGUCAUGAGGAAAGUCUCUUUGGCAACCAAGAAUCCCACGGAAGGAACCCUCGGACCUUCCUGGGAGGGACCUUACGAAAUCAUCGGUAUCCAGCGAUCGGGGACUUACCGACUCAGAGACUCCAACGGAAAGACCCUCGGUCAUCCCUGGAACGUAGAGCAUUUGAAGUACUAUUUCAAAUGA
Prunus mume (Japanese apricot) is the source of this 783-nucleotide messenger RNA. NCBI's taxonomy places the organism in Eukaryota, Viridiplantae, Streptophyta, Magnoliopsida, Rosales, Rosaceae. The record is from RefSeq and is a predicted model, not a curated record.